Messenger RNA from Trypanosoma rangeli, 699 nucleotides. RefSeq lists its product as uncharacterized. The coding region runs from base 1 to 699 and encodes 232 amino acids. The transcript has a single exon. The record is from RefSeq and is a predicted model, not a curated record. NCBI's taxonomy places the organism in Eukaryota, Euglenozoa, Kinetoplastea, Trypanosomatida, Trypanosomatidae.
AUGGCGUGGGAAAACCUCGCUUCCUGCGUUUAUUUUCUUCACGGGGAAGGACUCAAGGGGGCACUCGCUGGUUUGGGGAAGGGGCGAUGCACCCAGCUCCGCACCCUCCGGGUGGUGGAGAAGCGCAUCCGGGUCGGUGGAUACACGGCGCCCGGGCUGCCGCCGAUUCGCUCGCCAAAAGGACGAACCGGCCCACCAGGCACUUUGGAGAGAGGAAAAAAACAGGAGGUCUCGCCACCAAUUCAAGGACGAGGCUGCAGACGCGGCCGCGUUGAACACUACGGUGCGGCGCGCCAAGCGGGCCGGAACAAAGGGGCACUGUGCCCUAAAAAACUUUUUGCGGCCCCGGCGGCAAUGGCUUAUGUGACCGGCGCGGUUCCCUGGGCACGCGCCGCGUUUCAAUGUAAGCGGAGAAUGGCGUAUGGCAUUCAAAGGCCAACCGCGACGCUCUGCAACAUGGAAUUGGCAGUCGACGCUCCAUGCGCGUGGCUUUUCGCCGGUCGGCAGAACGCGGUGCAACACGGGUUUUCUCUCGGCGACAGCGUCGGUGAGCGACGUCAUCGUUAUCUAUCCUUUUUUUUUUUUUGGCUGCCAGUCUGCAGCUGGCCAAAUGCGGGGCUGCUCCGCGCACGGGAACGCCGCCAACUCUGCCGGCCUCCGGGCGCAACUGCAAUUCAGACGAUUCCGGCCUGGUUGUGA